UCGGCCGAACAAAGCGUCGACUGUGAAACAGCUCUUAGUAAAACAAAUUGAAACAAAGUCGCACAACGUAACCAACUAGUGGACAAAAUAUCUUAAAACAAGAUGUCGUGUGGUGUCGUGUGUGUGUUUAUUGUUUUUAUCUGUCAAAAUGGACUACAAUUAUCGAAUGCCGAAGAAAAUGCUACUACAAUAGCUGAACAACCUACAACUAAACCAUCUACUCCAGAUGCACUUGCACAGGACCCAGCUGCAGAAGAUCGAACUACACAAAACUCGACUGCACUGAAUGCAACUGCAGCAGAUUCUUCUACAAAAAAUCCACCUAUAGUGGACCUAUCUACACCAAAAUCCGAAACCAGAGAAGGAAACACGACAGAAAACUUAGAAGAAGUUGUAACAUCCAAAGAACCACCAAAGUUAGUAGCACUUGUAGAAGAUGAUUUACCAACACAAACAAAAAAUGAUAGUACAGUUACACCCACAGCAAUAUCGCCACAAACAGCAGAAGAUAAACAAGAGAAUAAAACAUCAAGAGAAGAAACAAAAAAAGAAGAAAUAUCUACCGCAUCAAGUACUGACGAUUCAAAAUUAAGUAAAGAUGCUACAACUGCUACAGUUAAGAAAACCAAUGAAGAUGAACCAAAUACAAAAGACGAUGAGAAAGUCAAGCAAGAAAUAAAGGCUACCGAAAAAAGCGAUGUAGAACUUAGUACUACAGCACCUCCGAAAGCAACAGAAACCAAAUUUCGCAGAGCUCCAAUGAGCUAUGUUGAAGUUCGAAACGACAUUGAAAAGGUGGUGUCCCACAGCGUAGAUUCAGCGAAGGGCUUCGCAGGUGAUGCAUACAAUGCAAUGAGAUCUGCCUUCUCCAAUGUUAUAAAUAAAUAAUUUAUUACCUACAA
Spodoptera frugiperda (fall armyworm) is the source of this 902-nucleotide messenger RNA. RefSeq lists its product as uncharacterized. The record is from RefSeq and is a predicted model, not a curated record. The coding region runs from base 103 to 888 and encodes 261 amino acids. The transcript is spliced from 4 exons. NCBI's taxonomy places the organism in Eukaryota, Metazoa, Arthropoda, Insecta, Lepidoptera, Noctuidae.